AUGGCCUUGCGACUCUCGCUUAUAGGGCUACUGGCAGCCUUUGUGCACGCUGCCGACUACAACAUCAUUAACCUUGACAACAACACGCUGAAGAUGGUGACUGGAAAGGAUAUUCCUGUGUUUGUGCGCUUUGACAAAGACUAUCCGUACGGCGAAAAGGCCGAUGCUUUCAAGGCCCUGGCACAGACUGCAGUGGGAGCCAAGGUGCUUAUUGCCAGCGUUGGCAUCUCUACCUAUGGGGAAAAAAUGAACCAGGACGUGGCCGAACAGUUCGGAUACAAGACACCUGGUAAGGAUCUGGAAUACAGUGAUAUGGACACCAUCUUUCCAAAGUUCCGCUUGUUCCCGGCCAAUGGCGGGGCUGACAUUGAGUAUACCGGCGAAGUGAAGACGGAUGCAAUGACCCUUUUCCUCAAGAAGGAGGCGAAAGUUUACUGUGGACUAAAGGGCACCAUCCGUGAGUUUGACAAGCUUGCGGCAGACUUUGUGAAGUCCGGCGCAAACAAAGCGGAUGUAAUCCAGAGCGCCAAGGUGGCAGCCGAGGCUCUUACAGGAGCAGAGAAGGAAGCAGCGUCCUACUACGUAAAGGCGAUGGAAAAGACACAAGGCAAAAGUGACUGGUUCAAGACAGAGUUUGAACGCCUGAAGCAGAUCAUCGCAGGAGGAACGGUUGCGCCGUCAAAGAAGGAGGAUAUGGCACUCAAGGUGAACCGCCUGAGCUCCUUCGUCUCGCCGAAUGAUGAGCUCUGA
Symbiodinium necroappetens is the source of this 750-nucleotide messenger RNA. NCBI's taxonomy places the organism in Eukaryota, Dinophyceae, Suessiales, Symbiodiniaceae. The record is from the annotation of a GenBank genome assembly.